Drosophila elegans is the source of this 626-nucleotide messenger RNA. RefSeq lists its product as uncharacterized. Bases 104 to 565 code for a protein of 153 amino acids. The transcript has 2 exons. Gene Ontology annotation, molecular function: chitin binding. Gene Ontology annotation, cellular component: extracellular region. The record is from RefSeq and is a predicted model, not a curated record. Lineage: Eukaryota; Metazoa; Arthropoda; Insecta; Diptera; Drosophilidae.
CUGCCUGAUCGCAUUGAAUGUUAUAAAAGCCCAGGUGCUGGCCUCAAAUCUCUUAGUCUGUGUUUAAUAUUUGAAUCGAGAAGAAGCGUUUAAAGGAUCCACCAUGCUAAAAGCCCUUGUGAUUUUCUUAGGCCUCCUGGCCCUUAGCCACGCCGCUUCUGUGGGAACUGCGAGCAAUGCCACCGAGGUUUGCCAGUCGGAGGACGAGAUGUGGGGCGGCGAGGACAUCCGCAAGUUCUACUUCUGUCUGGACGGCAAGGUGAUCACCGACGAGUGCGACUACGGCUACUACUUCGUGAACAACGCCACCAUCAGUGGCUGCCUGCCCUCCGAAAUGAUGCAGGCCUCCUGCGUGAACCUGGACACCAAGGUGCCCGACUGCACGGGGGCCAGCAAGAUGCAGCCGCAGGCCUGCGACGACGUGGCCAGCUUCUACCUGUGCACCAGCGAGGGCGCAAUGGAGCUGCCCUGUCCCGAGGGCAAGGCGUUCAUCGACCAGGACGGAUACCUCGGAUGCUUCAAGUGGUCGGUGUGGCGCUCGUUGCGCAACUGCACCGACGGCUGAUGAUAUGUCCGGCGUUUUAAUCACUGUCCACUCAUCGCGAUUAAAAGUGUCCGAACCGAAA